AUGAGGGUUUACUUCGGCUGCUUUGUAACGUUGAUCUUGUACGUUCUAUUUUCGCUGGGAGAUCCUCAAUAUGAGGCCGACAGGAAUCGUAUUCUGGAAACCUUUUACGGUUCCAAUGGGACUCGAGUCUCUUGGGAGAGGAAUAUACAGCAGCUGAUUGACUUUUACCGCCGUUACCCCAAUGCCGUUCCCCAGUCCCAGGCCGAUAAGCAAGAGUUCGAACAGUUCAUCGCGGAAUACAACAAUACUCCAACUCAACUAAUCGACGGAGUGCCACGACAGGGCGGAGUUGUUUCCACCGUUGUUGCAUUUUUGGCCGGUAAACUGGGAUUCCGCUAUAUUUAUAGUCUUUUUACUCAGAAGAAGAAUGAUGAAAAAAAGCAGUUGCCACACUAG
This is a messenger RNA of Drosophila kikkawai, 396 nucleotides long. It is a transcript of the gene TotX, whose product is annotated as Turandot X. Gene Ontology annotation, biological process: immune system process. The record is from RefSeq and is a predicted model, not a curated record. NCBI's taxonomy places the organism in Eukaryota, Metazoa, Arthropoda, Insecta, Diptera, Drosophilidae.